This is a messenger RNA of Schizosaccharomyces osmophilus, 7068 nucleotides long. RefSeq names its product cell wall alpha-1,3-glucan synthase Mok13 (gene mok13). The record is from RefSeq and is a predicted model, not a curated record. The transcript has 2 exons. Lineage: Eukaryota; Fungi; Ascomycota; Schizosaccharomycetes; Schizosaccharomycetales; Schizosaccharomycetaceae. Gene Ontology annotation, cellular component: fungal-type cell wall. Gene Ontology annotation, molecular function: alpha-1,3-glucan synthase activity. Gene Ontology annotation, biological process: fungal-type cell wall (1->3)-alpha-glucan biosynthetic process. Bases 1 to 7068 code for a protein of 2355 amino acids.
AUGGGUUUCCAAUGCAACAUUGCAAUGAAGAUUGCAAUUUUAUAUUUCUUAUUAACAGGUUAUGAAACAAUUGCUGCUAGAUUUGAUGAACGUGAGGUUCCCUGGAAUUUAAAUCAAAACCGUGAAGCGGUGCAUCCUUUGGAUUACUGGGGGGAAUGGGAAAACCACAAAUAUCACCCUAGCCCCGACGACUGGAGAGUGCCGUUUUACACAAUUAUUUUAGACAAAUGGAAAGAUGGAGAUCCAACAAACAAUGAAGCGAACAACACAGUCUACGAGUACGAUAUACGCGAAACAGGAUUCAGAAGCGGUGGAGACAUCGUUGGAUUGAAAGAUUCACUGGAUUAUUUAAUUUCAAUGGGUAUAAAGGUUAUCUAUAUCGCUGGUACACCAUUCUUAAAUCAACCCUGGGGUGCAGAUCAGUACUCACCACUGGACUUCACUGUCCUCGAUCAUCAUUCAGGUACUAUCGCGCAAUGGAGAGAUACAAUAGAAGAAAUUCAUAGAAAAGGACUGUAUUUGGUUUUGGAUUUGACCGUGGCUACGUUAGGUGACUUGGUUGGGUUUAAGAAGUAUUUGAACACUACCACACCAUUUUCGUUGUUCGAGCAUGAAGCGGUUUGGAAAGACUCGCAAAGUUACCCUGAUUGGGAUUUCUCCAAUGAAUAUGAUCCAGACUGCCAACUUCCUAGAUUUUGGGGCGAAGACGGUGCUCCGGUAGUUAUUGACUACGUUGGGUGUUACAAUUCAGAUUUCAGUCAGUAUGGCGAUACUGAAGCUUUUGGUACGCAUCCUGACUGGGAACGUCAGCUUUCAAAGUUUGCAUCUGUUCAAGAUCGCUUAAGAGAUUGGAAGCCAUCUGUUUCCGAAAAGCUCAAGCGUUUUGCCUGUAUAGUGAUCUCAUCUCUUGAUAUCGAUGGAUUUCGUAUCGACAAAGCAACACAAAUUACAGUUGAUUUCCUUGCUUCAUGGGCUGCCUCCGUCCGUGAAUGUGCACUAAGACACAACAAAAAGAAUUUUUUCAUUCCAGGUGAAGUAACAGGCUCGUCCAGCUACGGUUCCAUUUAUUAUGGACAAGGACGGCAACCUGAUCAAAGACCAUCCUCACUUUGGUCUUCCUUAAACAAGUCGGAAUUAAUCAAGGAAAAUUACCUAAGGAAACCUGGGCUUAAUGCUCUUGAUGCUUCUGCGUUCCACUAUUCUGUUUAUCGCGCAUUAACAAGAUUUCUGCAUAUGGACGGUGAUUUACAAGUUCCCUAUGAUCUUCCUGUCGAAUUCACAGAACUUUGGAAUCAGAUGGCCAUCAAUGAGGAUUUUUAUAAUCCCAAUACCAAAUCAAUUGAUCCUCGCCAUUUGCUAGGUGUUACAAAUCAUGAUGUUUUCCGAUGGCCUGCUAUUUAUGAUGGCGUCAAGCGUCUUCUAUUGGGGACUAUGGUAACAUAUUUUCUGUUUCCAGGUAUUCCUUCAAUUUAUUAUGGUGAUGAACAAGGGCUUUACGUUUUAGAUAAUACUGCCGACAAUUACUUGUACGGUAGACAAGCCAUGCCUUCAUCACCUGCCUGGAAAAUUCAUGGUUGCUAUACACUAUUUUCUGAUCAGUACCCCAAUAUGCCUUUUACUAAAGCUUUAGAUGGUUGUAAAGAUGACUGGAAUACUCUAGACCACUUUGAUUUUGCAAAACCUGAAUUGCAAAUGCUUAAAAUUUACAACCAAAUACGUAACCAUUAUCCUGCUGUUAAAGAUGGCUGGAAGUCAAAAAAGAUUUCCAAUUGGACUAGUUAUUCACAAUUUCCAAACAGUGGAUCAACCCCAACUGAAAUCGGUAUUUGGAGCAUCGUAAGAGGAUUUCUUGAACCUCUUCAAAAUUCAACUGACUACCAGCAAGAGAAUUCAUGGGUUGGUGACUUAUGGUUUUUGUACACUAAUGAAAAUAAAUCUGUGACACUCGAUUUUCCUUGCUCUUCUUCAAACGCCAUUGUAUCUCCUUUUCGGGAAGGUAUUACUGUGAAGAAUAUUAUCUUUCCAUAUGAAGAAUACACCCUUCGUGAAUCAAAUACAUUUUCAGGCCAGUUCAAGUCUUAUCUUGGUUGUAUUCCUCAAAUUACUCUUCCUGCAUGGGGCUUUAAGAUUUUUGUUCCCAAAGAACGAUUUAUUGAAUAUCUUCCUCGUAUUACAUCUUUCAAUCCUACCCAUGAUGCCAGAUUGCUAAAUGAGAAUGGUCAGCACAAGUUCCAAAUAAUGUUUUCCGAGGAGAUGGACUGCGAUGAAAUUAGCAGAAAAUUGUCAUUUAUCUCUAAAACAGAAACAGGAACUAUUAUGGAACUUGACAAAGAUUCAGUCGUUUGCCAGAGAGUCAAUGAACCAGAAAAUGAGUAUUAUUUUGGAUACCCGACCGCAAAGUUUUCAUGGUCAGGCUUAUUAAUAAAUAUCCAUGAUGGAGUCCAUCAAAUUAUUCUUCCCGAGGUACAUACUAGCAAUCAUAUAUCGAAGAGCGAUUCUCUUUAUCGCGUUACACUUCGGUUCGGGAAACCCGAUAAUCCAGUGGUUUUCCAGAAUGCAACUAGAGUCCCCGAUUUGUUAGUUGAAGAUAAUGAAAUGUUGUACAUUAAACAUAAGGCAGCAGGUGCUGACUUAUUUCGAUAUUCUUUCGAUUUUGGCCUCAGUUGGUCUACAUGGGAACACUAUCAAGGUUCAUUGACAGAAUGCACCUCCUUUGCAAAAAAUAUUUCGAGGAAAAGUUGGGUUGGUCAUCACGUCUCAGUACAAUACUGGAACCGCAUUACGGCAUCACCAAAUCAUAUUCAGGAAGGAAGUAUAGGUAAACUUGGUUCGUUUCCGCAUCUUUUUAUGAAUGGCCCAUACAAUGAAUGGGGGUUUGAUGCAGGUAUCCCCAAUAAACUAAAAUUCAAUGAUGAUUUUACAUGGAGGAAAUCCAUUAUCAGUGAGGUAUUUCCUUCAAAAUUGCAAUUCAAUGUUUACAAUGUUGAUGAGUUUGGAAGGCCCGAUCAAAAAAGAGUUUAUGGCGCUAAUGGAAAUAGCUCCGUUCUUUCGCGACUUCCGCCAUCUGAGCUUAAGGAGUCUGUAGUUUUAAUUCAAACUCCACCUCCAAAAUCUUACUUGUCCUGGGAGGUAGUAAUCGAUGAUCUAAGCAAAACCUUCAAGUUCCUCCCUAAGGGGUCAUCAACUGUAUCCAUACUAUUUUUUGUUACGUUUGCAACAACACCUUUAUUAUCCGCAAUUCUAACUGUUUGGGGUUUCAAAACUUAUUUCUAUAAAGUUCGACUUAAUGAUGGUGAACAGCUAAAGACUGUUUGGAAAGGGAAGUUUUUCAAGCCUUUCCGAAAAGAUGAUCAAGUUCAACAACCUUUAUCGUUUGAAUUGGAAACAUUUCAGCAAUCUCAUUCUGCUAAAGGAAGAUUGCUGGCCUUAGUUGCAACACUCGAAUACAACAUUCCAGACUGGCAAAUAAAAAUUAAGAUCGGAGGAUUGGGAGUGAUGGCGGAGCUAAUGGGAAAACAUUUACAACACCAUGAUUUAUUAUGGGUUGUUCCCUGUGUUGGAAAUGUUGAAUAUCCUGUGCAGGAAGAAGUCGAUCCUUUAGAAGUCGUUGUCUUGGAUCAGAUCUACCAAGUCAAAGUUUAUAUUCAUCAUCUAUCUAAUAUUACCUAUUUGUUAUUAGAAGCUCCCGUUUUUAGGAAGCAAACCACUUCUGAACCUUACCCACCUCGCAUGGACGACUUGAGCUCAGCUAUAUUUUAUUCAGCCUGGAAUCAGUGUAUUGCUGGAAUUGCUAAAAGAUAUCCAAUUGAUUUAUAUCAUAUCAAUGAUUACCAUGGUGCCUUAGCACCUUUAUACCUACUUCCGAGUAUUAUUCCUUGUGUUAUGUCUUUACAUAAUGCUGAAUUUCAGGGUUUAUGGCCUCUCCGAACAUCAGAAGAAAAAUCCGAAGUCUGUGCCGUGUAUAACAUAUCUAUAAAAACAUGUACAAAUUAUGUACAGUUCGGGAAUGUUUUCAAUCUAUUACAUGCAGGAGUUUCCUAUAUACGAAUUCACCAAAAAGGCUAUGGUGUAGUAGGUGUUUCGAGUAAAUACGGAAAGCGCUCGAGGGAUAGGUAUCCUAUUUUUUGGGGCCUGAAAAAAAUUGGAAAACUCCCCAAUCCUGAUCCCGCCGAUACAGCCAGCAUUGAGCCUAAGAGUGAACUUUCUGAAGCUGCAGAAACAGAUGAAAAAUCUAUUGAACAAAAAAAGAAACAAAAAAGGGAAGCACAAAGUUGGACUGGACUUGAUAUUGAUGAAACCGCCGAUUUGUUGGUUUUUGUGGGCAGAUGGUCCAUGCAGAAAGGAAUUGAUUUGAUUGCUGAUAUAGCGCCAGUUCUUUUGGAAGACUAUAAUGUUCAGCUGAUUACAAUUGGUCCAAUUAUAGACUUAUACGGAAAGUUUGCUGCCGAAAAGCUCGAUUUCUUGAUGAAAAAGUAUCCAGGACGGGUGUACUCGAGACCGCAGUUUACGCAUUUACCUCCGUGUAUAUUCAGUGGAGCAGAUUUUGUCCUAAUUCCUUCAAGGGAUGAGCCGUUUGGAUUGGUCGCUGUAGAAUUCGGCAGGAAAGGUGCUUUAGGAAUUGGAGCGCGAGUAGGCGGUUUAGGCCAAAUGCCGGGAUGGUGGUAUUCCGUAGAAUCGAACACGACUUCUCAUACAAUUCAACAGUUUGAGGAAGCUUGUCGAAAAGCAUUAAGUUCGUCAGAGCUACAACGAGCUCGGUUGCGAGUUCAAUCUGCUCGUCAAAGGUUUCCUGUGUUAGAAUGGACAGCGAAAUUGGAUCACUUGAUGAAAAACAGUGUGAUAAUGAGUAAAAAAUAUAGAAAAGUUUCAGAAAAGACUUCGAAAUUUGGCUCCCGUUUCGUUUCCCCUCUACAAAAAAAUCUAUCGAGCGUACGUUUGCCUAACAACGAAAGCAACGAAAGCGUUUUUGACCAAAUGAACGACGAGGAAUGUGCGUCCUCUUCUCUCAAUAAUCAGUCCGACCUAAAUAGGAUGUAUUCCUUGGGAUCCAAAGAAGGACCCGGGCACGAGGCAAAUUCAAAUAAUGAAUUUCUCAUCGGACUUUCCAGAACGAAUAACAGUGAAAAUGCAGAGACCUCUGAAACCUCAGAGCACUCAUAUGAGCCAUCUGUGAGAAUAAUAUCUGAAUACAGUACUCCCACAGAAUUGCACAAUACUAGUGAACACGAGGUUUCGAAUAGCGAUCCCUCUUUUUGUCAGUGUUGUGGAAAAAAUGAACACUCCUUAUGCAAUGAUUCAUCAGAGGAUGUACACCAAGCAACUAUCUUACCCAACGAACGCUAUAAAAAGCAAAAUGACUCUCAGUUAAGUUUGGCUUCUGUCAUUACACUAAGUGGAAACAAAGAGUUUGCCUUAACGAAAACAGAUGAUGACUUUACGGAUCACAAUGGUAAAGCACUUGAGUAUUUUACCCAAAGCCUAAAGGAUCUUACUCCAAAGAAUUCUAAAGAUGAACUAUGCAUUGAGGCGUUUAUAACAAAAAUGAAAAAAGAAUGGUUUGAUGGUAUUCGAAAUCUGAGAUUUGGAAUUCAACGCCCCAAUAUGCUUCUUGACUAUGAAGACAAACAACUUUUAAUGAAUGAUCCUUUAAACAGAGUUACAACUAUACUGGAUAACAUAUGUGACAAGGAACUUAUCGAUGAUGAAGGUUCUUCUAUGGAUUUGCCUACAAGGCAAACAUCAAGAAUUAAAUAUUUUGUGCAGCGUAGAUUCGGUGAAUGGCCAGUCUAUUCCAUUAUUCUUUCUUUCGGGCAAAUAUUAGCUGCUAGUUCUUAUCAAUUAAUACUUCUAUCAGGAUCUUCGGCGCAAUAUGCCGAACAGCUAUAUAUUGUCGGUAGUAUAUUUGCAGUUUCAUCCGUUGGCUGGUGGUAUAUUUAUCGAAAGUUACCAAACAUCGUAUGUUUGACAUUGCCAUUCGGACUGUACUUUGUCGCUUUUACGCUCAUUGGAGUAUCUUCUUUUAUCCAAACAAGCACAACAUUUCGCAUAUGGAUUAGUUACUUAGCUGGAUGGAUAUAUGGCAUUGCUUCUGCUAGUGGAUCUUUGUACUUUUCUUUAAAUUUUGGAGAUGAGGGUGGAGCAAGCGUGAUUGCUUGGAUUAUACGAGCAUGUAUUGUUCAAGGAUUGCAGCAGAUAUGGGCGAGCUGCCUGUGGUACUGGGGAUCCAAAAUUGACCGGUUACUUCAAGACCAUCGGCUUUUUCCUCAUGAAUUUUAUCCUUUAGGAGCGGUAGCGGCAGUUGCCUGGCCCUUAGCAAUCUUGAUGUUAAUGUGUGGUGUGUUACUUAUUUUUGGAUUGCCCGAUUACUAUUGGCAAAGUCCAGGAAACAUUCCAGCAUUCUAUUCCGCAUUGCUAAGAAGGAAACUUGUAUUGUGGUUUUUAGUUGCAACUAUAGUACAGAAUUAUUGGUUAUCAACCUUAUAUGGUCGGUCGUGGAAGUACUUAUGGGGGAGCUCGAUACUUUCUCCUUGGAAAAUUCUUAUUUUUUCGUUUUUCUUUUUUGCGAUGUUAUGGCUGUCGACAAUGAUAUUGCUUGGAUGGAAAUCGAGAACUCAUACAUGGCUCUUGCCAGUUUUUGGGAUAGGAUUAGGAUCACCACGAUGGCUACAGAUGAUGUGGGGAACCAGCAAUAUGGGUGUUUACCUUCCGUGGUGUGGUUCGGCUAGUCCCAUCGUCGGUCGUAUUUUAUGGCUUUGGCUAGGAGUGUUAGAUUGUAUACAAGGAGUGGGUAUAGGCAUGAUACUUUUGCAAACUUUGACUCGAAGACAUUUAGCAACUACUUUAAUGGUUGGACAAAUUGUGGGUACAAUUACUUCGAUGAUAGCCAGAGCGACGGCCCCUAAUCGAAUUGGGCCAUCAUCUGUUUUUUUGGAUUUUACAUCUUGGCAAUUUGAAGAUGGACUGAAAAUCUUUAGAAACGCGCCAUUUUGGAUAUGCUUACUGUCACAAGUAAUUGUAAGUGUAGGGUAUCUACUAUUUUUCCGAAGAGAAAAUUUGAGUCGCCCUUGA